CUACUAUAGGACUGGACUAGUGGGAGUACUAGGAGUAUAUUGGAUUACUUAUCUCACUAUAUAAGCUGUGCAGCUUAUGUAUAAUAUAUAUAUCAGUGAAGAAUGAUUGAUAUUGACUGGCCCUGGCAAUACAGUUUUCCUCCUUUUUUCACACUCCAACCUCAUGCUGAAACCAGAGCAAAACAAAUUCAAGCAUGGAAAAGCUUGAUUCUGGAAUAUUUCCGUACAACAAAGCAAGCAAUUUUGGAUAUUCGUGAAAUUCACAGUAGCCCAUUAUUCAAUAACACAUCUAUUGAGAGAAAACUACCAUCAGAAGUUGUAUCACUGAUUCUUGAUGAAUUAUCAAAAUCAGGCAAUGCUACUCCAUUAGAUAAAUCAAAGCAGCGAUGGCUUGUUUCAUGGCAUACACUUGAUGAAUGGGCUGAUAUACUGUACUCUUAUGCACAAGGAAGUGGAUUUGUUGGAUCUGUUUGUACAUUCUAUGAAUUAACACAAGGAGAGGACUCAAUGGAUCAAGAAUUUUAUGGUUUGGACAAUGAAGUACUUGUGAGAGCUUUAAGAACAUUAGAAGCAUCUAAAAAGGCAGAAUUAAUAAUGUUUGAUGAUAAUGAAGGUGUGAAGUUUUUUUAAAUCUGAGUCGUUGAUAAUAACUUAA
Messenger RNA from Phymastichus coffea, 655 nucleotides. It is a transcript of the gene Vps25, whose product is annotated as vacuolar protein-sorting-associated protein 25. The record is from RefSeq and is a predicted model, not a curated record. The transcript has 5 exons. Gene Ontology annotation, cellular component: ESCRT II complex. Gene Ontology annotation, biological process: protein transport to vacuole involved in ubiquitin-dependent protein catabolic process via the multivesicular body sorting pathway. The coding region runs from base 103 to 630 and encodes 175 amino acids. Gene Ontology annotation, molecular function: structural molecule activity; protein homodimerization activity. NCBI's taxonomy places the organism in Eukaryota, Metazoa, Arthropoda, Insecta, Hymenoptera, Eulophidae.